GGAGAGAGGGAGGGAGGGUUGGAACUUCCAUGUGGCAUUCAUAAAACUCGACAUGCAUCUAUUGGUAGUGUGAGCCUGGAUGGAAUAUUGCAGUGUGGUGGGUGGGCCGAACAAAGGCAGUAAAGGUACAGGAGACAGACAGGAUGGAGAGAGAUUGGAAAGUAGAAGACCUACGUGAAUAUUUCAGACGCCAUAACUUUAUGUCAACGCGUGCUUCUGAGGCUACUGGAAACCCAAAACUAACUUACAUGAGUUGUCUCACUAUGCCUGUCUAUGCUAGAAUAAUGUCUGGCUAUUCCACAGAAAUGGUUUGAAAAGACUAUUUUUUAUUUUCUCUCCCCAUCUCUUAGUUUGUGAGAAAAUGAUUCACCUGACAGUGUAAGACAUUUCAUGUUCUUCCUUGCCGUCUCUCAGAGCACACUUGGGAAUGAAUUUCACUUAAGGACUUUUACCAGUGUAGACUAUUUCUAAUCUAGAUUUCCUACCUCAUCAAAUUAUUAAAUGGAUGCUUUAAAAAGAGAACCCCAAAUGCCUGUUUAAUGAGGCCACUGAAAUGCAUGUGCUUAGCAAUCGCUAAAAGAACCACAAUAUUUUUGGCUACAUCUGUUAUGUAAUGCUGUACCCAGUUGCGUUUUUAAGUUACUGAUUAUACUGCAGAUCAAAGUUUGCUACGUGUAGUAUCCAGAGCCUCACUAGAAGUCGAUGUUUAAUAUAUUUCUUGGUUAAAUGAUUUCAAAGUUAAAUCUCUUGAGAAGUCACUGGAUGGUGAGACGAGCACAGAGAAACCAAAGCUCCUCUGAUAUAAUGAAUGUUCGGCAAUGCGUCUACUUUGGGCGUGUCAUUCCUUACUUACCUGUGAGGUAGAGAGUGAUGUCACUUCGUUUUAAAGCGGUGUUCAAAAUAAUUAAUGUAACAGUGAUUGUAAAACAAACUGAACCACAGUGGAAAAUUCAAAGUAGAAGGUGAUGGGUAAUAGAAAAUAGGAAUAUGGAGCAAUGAUUACCCUUGUCUGCCAGUGUGUGCUCCUCUUCUCUCUGCUGCAGCGAAUCAAAGAGAUUCAUCAGUAGGACUUGGCGGAGGAGUUGGGAGUAUUCAGGGUUAGAAAAACCACCGUCAUGCUGUCCCUCUUUUAAAAUAAUUGUUAAUGUACUUUUAAAAAACAUUUUAAAAAAGAUUUAUUUUAAACUUUAUUAUAAAAAAGCUGCAAAUAAAAAAAUACACCAAAAUUAACCAGACCCAAAGUCUAUAUAUAGCCCUGUGAAUGCUUAUACAGUUAUUUUUAUUUACCUAUUUUUAUUUUAUGUGCUUGUGCAUGCAUGUAUGUAAACACAUCUCGAGACUAUCUGGUGCCUGAAGAAGAAGUGGACAUCUGAUUUCUUGGGACUAUAGGUACCUGUGGUUGAGAGCCAACAUGUAGGUCCAAAGGCAGAAAAUGGUUUUCUCUCUUCAGCUCCUGUUUUUAGUUUUGAAAGUAUGUGUGUGUGUGUAUUUACUUAUAUAGGUGUGUGUGCAUUUGUAUGUGUGUAUUUGUGUAUGUAUGUGCAUUUGUAUGUGUGUGUGUAUGUGUGUAUGUUUAUGUGUAUAUGUGUGUAUAUUUGUGUGUGCGUUUGUGUGUAUGUAUGUGUGUGUAUUUACUUGUGUAUGUGUGUGUGCAUUUGUGUGUGUGUUUGUGUGUGUAUAUGUGUAUAUUUGUGUGUGUAUUUUGUAUGUGUGUAUUUGUGUGUGUUUGUGUGUGUAUGUUUGUAUGUAUGUGUGUAUAUUUGUGUGUGUGUAUUUGUGUAUUUGUGUGUAUUUGUGUUUGUGUGUGUGCAUUUACUUGUGUAUGUGUGUGUGCAUUUGUAUGUGUGCAUUUGUUUGUGUGUGUAUGUGUGUGUGUAUGUGUGUGUGUUUGUGUGUAUGUAUGUGUGUAUUUACUUGUGUAUGUGUGUAUAUUUGUGUAUGUGUGUGUGUAUGUGUGUGUGUAUUUGUGUAUUUGUGUGUGUAUAUUUACUUGUGUAUGUGUGUGUGUGUGUAUGUGUGUGUGUGUGUUUGUGUGUAUGUAUGUGUGUGUGCAUUUACUUGUAUAUGUGUGUGUAUUUGUGUGUGUUUGUGUGUGUAUUUACUUGUGUAUGUGUGUGUGCAUUUGUGUGUGUAUUUGUUUGUGUGUGUGUGUUUGUAUGUGUGUCUGUGUGUGUGUAUGUAUGUGUGUGUGUAUUUACUUGUGUAUGUGUGUGUAUUUGUGUGUGUGUAUUUACUUGUGUAUGUGUGUGUAUUUGUGUGUGUGUAUUUACUUGUGUAUGUGUGUGUAUUUGUUUGUGUAUGUGUGUGUAUGUGUAUUUGUUUGUGUAUGUGUGUGUAUGUGUGUUUGUGUGUGUGUAUUUACUUGUGUAUGUGUGUGCGUAUUUGUUUGUGUAUGUGUGUGUAUUUGUUUGUGUAUGUGUGUGUGUGUGUGUGUAUGAAUGUAAUCCACCCAGAAGAAGGGGUUAGAUCUCCUGAACCUGGAGUUACAGUUGGCUGUGGAAUGUGACGCUUGGGUGGUGUUGAGAACCGAACUGUAGUCCCUGGCAAGAGCAGUUCAUGCUUAUAAUUCAAAUCAUCUUGAAACGUUGUUGAAGUCCCUUCUUACAGUAUUUUAUAAAAUGAGCAACCUUAAGUACUACUCUGCAAGAUUUGUUUUCAUUUAGAAAAACACAUAAAUAAUUGGAAUUUUACCUAAUUUAUAAAGAUUUGAAAUCAUUUUAUGAGACUCAUUCAACAGCCACGCCCUGUAGUGAAGCUAAAUGCUUAAAGAAUAGAUGAUUGAUUCAUUCACCAUCUAAGAGCAUAUGCAAAAGUAGCCAUGCCUCUCACUCUAUACAAUAUACUCUAGACAGAGCAAAGAUGUAAACGUCAAAAGGAAAACUUUAAACACUUAAUGAAAAACAUAGUAAAUGGAUUACAUAGAUAGACUUAGGAAAACACUUCUUGUAUGGGGAACCAAAUACAUUGAUUAUAAAAUAUGUGCAUUUCAUCCGUCAACAUUAAGAACUCUGGUUCAUCUAGAAAGCUUUCUAAGAAAAUGAAAAGUUCUGUCACACCUACAAAAUUGUCGAAGGACUGAUGUCAGCAACACAAGAAUCACACACAGUGAGUCUGGAAAAUGAAUUACUUCAUCGGUAGACAUGUCAUCGAGGAAGAAACUGAGGUGGUCAGCCAGGAAACAGGAAGGCACAGUGUGACGAGUCAUGUUUAUUAGUCACCACGGAAAAGCAGACGCAGAUGAUAUUACUGCACUGUAGUCUUAUUUUAGGGAAAGCUAUAAUCUAGUGCUAUCCACUAUUGAGAGGAUAGAGGUCCACUGUAUGCUUGUUUCUGGUCGAAAUGCAAAUUGGUCUCCUCAUUUUAGACGUUUUUAAACAUUUUGGAAAAAAUGGCUGCUCUUAUAUCAUAUGACUCAGCAUAUAUGUCUGCUUCUAGGUAACUCAUAAUUCUCACAUGUGUGCAACAGAAAGCCAUGUAAGAGCGAGGGAAGUAUAUGGGAGGGGCUGGGGGAAGGGAAGGGGGAGGGGCUGGGGAAACAAUGUAAGUAUAACUUCAAGAUAUAAAACCAUUUUAAAAAUGGAUAUAUAACUACAUUAAAAUGGAUCAUCUCUUACCAGUGAUGAGAGCGUGUUAUGCACAAGGCUUGUGUUGUAGACUUCAGGUACACAGAGGAAAAUGUUCUCCUAACCGGGAAGGAAAUUUAGUAUUUGACUAUAUGCUCAUAGUUGGUAUGGCAGGCUGUAUUCUGCUUCCGUCCUUUUAUUCUCUACUGAUGCAUUUUUAGAUUAGGCUACAUGAAAAACAAACAUUUUAGGCCCAGUGAGAUGGCUUAAUGGGUAAAGAUCCCUGCUGCUUGAACUUGCAGCCUGUGUUCCGUUCCCAGGAAGGUGCCUCACAUUGCUCUCCUGACCUCCACAUGCAAACAUGGCCGUGUGUGAGUGAAUACACAUAGGUCACAUGCUGAAAAAAAAAAUCAGAAAAACUCAUCUUAGAUCUUAGUUCUUUACCAUAUGAAAUGGAAGGGUAGGCAUAAUUAAUUUUGUUGCCUCACAAAAUUAUUUCACAUAUUUUCUAAAGGAAAGGCCAGUGUUUAGAACAUAAAAAAAUUUGAAAGCCCAUAAAGAUACUUGAGGCAUUUGAAGUGUUGAACAUUUAAAAUAUCAGGCUACAGACACCUCCUAGAAAUCUGUUGAGUCUUGAGCUCAGUAUUCUGGAUCAGUAGUAGAAUUUCAGAUGUAAAUAUUGAAUAUCCAAAAUACACUUCCUAAAAUGUACUGUGUUUGGUGUUUUGGAACAAAAUUGGAAGCAUUUUGUUCCAGAACAGCAAAAGUAAACCUACCCGAAUUCCUGCAAAUGGAAUACAAUAUAAAUAUAGUCGUAGAUAAAAACCCUAACCAAACAGAGGAACUAGCCAGCAAGAAGGGUCUCAUGUCGGCUUACAAAAUGAAUAGACAACCACUAGGAUUUGAAUACAGUAGUUUGCAAUGGAACCUCAAUACUCACUCCUGUGUGUCUUGGUUCGUUAAGGCUGCCAGGAUAAAACCCUGCCAGUUGGGUGAUUGUAGAUGGCAGAGAAAUAUUUUCUCAUAACUCUGGAGGUGAGAAGCCCAAGAUGAAGGCACUAGCCGACGAGCAUCCUUUAUGUUUCCUCUUCCUCCAAGAGCAGUAGUCGUAUGGAUUAGAGCUUCUGACAGUUCACUGUCUCCACCUUACCUGUCUCCAAAGGCUUUGGGAUGUAUGGACCUAAGAGGAGCACAGCUGGGUCCCUCGGAGCAUCCUGUCCUGUGACCGGUUCUAGGCUGGAGGCUUGCCUGCUGCUCCAGAUGAAGCCUACAGUGUGUGUCUCACAGAUGCACAUGGGAUAAGGAAGGACCCACAAAUUACAGGAAAAUAGUAUCAUGCUACCAUCCUCAAAUCUCUGUUGUUUCAAUCUGUCUGUCAUUUACUCUAUGAAAUCAUCACCUCUUGUGCCAGCCACCCAGGACAGGAAAGGCAGCUGAUGUCUGAUAUUUUACUGACACCAGAGUAGCAGUGAGGUCUGGUGGACCCUCCUGUGCUUUUCCCCCAUGAUUGAUUGAAAUCUAAUAUUACUGCGCUAAGGGGUGACGGUGAUGGACAGUAGGUGUGAGGGGCAGGAUGAUGGUUUUCUUUUUCCUUUUAAAAAUUUUUAUUUUUUUGAAAAUUUCAUAUAUACACACACACACGUAUACAACAUGUAUUUCUUUUUAAAAAGAUUUAUUUAUUUAUUAUAUAAAUAUGAGUACAUUGUAGCUGUCUUCAGACAUACCAGAAGAGGGCAUCAGAUCCCAUUACAGAUGGUUGUGAGCCACCAUGUGGUUGCUGGGCACUGAACUCAGGACCUCUGGAAGAGCUGUUAGUGCUCUUAACCACUGAGCCAUCUCUCCAACCCCGCAACAUGUAUUUCUUACAUAUAUAUUACGCAUACAUAUAACCCUUGCUAUCCCAGCUCCCCUCAGAUUUCCCUAUCAUAUCUGCCUUCCAAUUUUAUGUCCUCCUAUUAUAAUUAUUUAUUAAUUUUUAAACCAUUGACUCUUUCAAUAUAUUCAGAUAGCAUCCCCAUCACACCAGUGCAAAAACAUAAAUAUAUAUAAAUAUUUGGUGGUAUUUUGUGUACUUGGAUUUACGGCCUGAAGAUGUGGACUUGGCACUGUAUACUCAUUCAAGUCUGUUUAGAUACAGUGGCCUCUACCAACAGGAACUGAGAAAGAUGGAGUUGUAAGAGGGCUUGGCCCAAGGCUAAAGACUUGUGAACUGUAAAAUUCUUACCACAGCUUUUGUGAUAUGCUGUGAUAAAUAGAAAAAAAAUGUCAAAAAACCGUGUGGAAUACUGGCUUCUGCUGAAGUGUCAGGGGUAUCUGGCAUAGAAACUUGGAAUCUGGGGACCAGGAGAGGCUCACAUAGGCUGUACAUAGAAGGCAUUGCACUGUGCUUUCAGUUUGAUAAUGUUGUAGCCAAGAUUACUGUACUUGCUUCUCUUGUGAAUUUGGAAUUAAGAAAAAAACCAAAAAAAAAAAAAAAAAAAAAAAAAAAACCAAACUACAUUAUAGAUAAACCCUUACUUAAAGGAAGCCAGUUUUGAGAAAAUAUUUUAAAGGAUAGCCACUAUAUAUUUUUAGAAGUUAGCUUCAGUCUAAAUGACAAAAAUCAUGUUUUAAUUAAUUUAUAAUGGGUUCAAAGACAUUUUAAUCACAUGAAGCCUAUGAGUUAAUAUGUUGCCCAUUUGGGAUAAAUGACAAGUUAAUAACAAAAUAACAUUUUUGGGGGAAAUUGCUGGGCACUCUUAAUACGAGGGUUUGAAUGAAAGUACCCUUAAUAUAUAAGCUCAUAUGUUUGAAAACCAGGACUCCAGUUGGUGGGGCCAUUUGGGAAGGGCUAGGGGGUUUGGCCUUGUUGGAGGAGGCAUAUCAUUGGGGGGUAGGUUUUAAGAAUUCAAAAGACUUGGGCCAUUCAUAGCACCUCACUCUGCCUGUGGUCAUAGGAUAUGAGCUCUUACCUGUUACUCCAGUACCAUGUCAGCCUGUCUGCUGCCGUGGUCUAUGCUAGAAACCUUCUGAAAUUGUAAAUGCCCCCCCCCCCCAAUUAAAUUAUUUCUAUUAUAAAUUUUCUUGGCUAUGGUGGUUUAUCACAGCAAUAGAAAAAGAUCUAAGGCUAUGUAAUGAAUCUCACAAAGACAAAAAAGCAACCUGUGCACUCCUGACGGAGCUUCUUCAUGUUCAUGUGACUGAGAGGGCCAAGUGACGGUCAAUACCACAGGCUUUAGGUCCAAUAGACCCUCACUCAUAGUAGAUAUCUGAAGUUGUAGCUUACACAUUGCUUUUCUGAAAAGUGGAAAUGUCACAACUUCAGUGGCUGGAAAGAUGGUUCAGGGGUAAAGAGCAUUUGUUCUCGUAGAGGAUUUGAUUCAGUUCCCAGGAUCCACAUGGAUUCUCACACUGUCUGUGCCUCUAGUUGCAGGGAGUCUGACGACCUCUUCUGAUCUCCAGACACAUGAAUGGUGUAAAUACAUACAUUAAAUGUAAGCAAAACACUCAGAUGCAAAAUAUAAUAAAUAUACCUAAAAUGAAAAAAAAAAAAAAACAACAAAAAACCAAAACUACAGCUCCACAGCCUGGUUGUGGAUUUUAAUCUAAUCGCACAGUUGUUGGGCCUAACAAUAGAACUAAUUAUUAUUAUUGCUGAAAGUUUUACUAAUUGGAGGUUUUUAAUAGCUUGACCCAUGUUCUAUAGUGUUUUGCUUGGUUGAUUUAACAAAUUAUCUUCAAUUGUUUAGGCAGGCAUUAUGCAUGUUUGAACUCUUAAACAAUUUAAUUUUCUCAUACACAUUAGAAAUAAUGUACACAUGAAAAAUGCCUUCACGUGGAAGUGAACUUCCAAGCCUGGUAAACAAGCAAACAAACAAUAACGAGACAGUGAAUGUGAGUGAGGUUUUCCCUGGUUUCUGUAUAGAUAUUAUAGAUAUUUUGCGUUCAUAUGUCUGAAUGUAUUCCAGAUACAUGCUUGGUGCCCAUAGAGGCCAGACGAUCCAUAGGAUCCCUGGAUGAGAAGUUACAGCUUCUAAGCCGCCACGUGGGUCUUCAGAAUUGAACCAGAUCUUUUAGAAGGUCAGCAAGUGCUCUUAACUCCUGAGUGACCCCAAAUUAUUGUUUUUGGAGCUGGGAAGGGGAGCCCAGGGCCUCAUGCACCUAGCAACGUUGUUACUGAAAUAUUUCUUGGGCUAAGAAUAAAACCUUUAAAAUAAUCUUUCUCAGCUUCCAAAGCAGACUAGCAGAUAGAGACGACAAUUCUAAUGCUCUCCAGCAAGUACUGAUAAUGACGUUAAAAUGUAGUCGUUUGUAUUCAUUUAGUGUUAUUUUAUUUAUCUAGAAACAUUUUAACCAAAGUGAAAAAGCUUUUGUCGGUGAGUGUCUGACGGAGGCUGUUGCUGUCAGUAAGCAGCUGGGAGGUAUCAACUCAGGAGGCUGAGAUGUCUGCGCUCACCCUGAGGAAGUGACUCUGCUCCAUGCUUCCUAGUACAGUUUCCUUUAAUGCUAGUCUUCCUUAAGAAAGUCACCUCAGGUGUAUCUCCCAGGUCUUGGGGCUGCACAAUUGACUACUCAAGGUCAGUAGUUCUUAACCUGUGGGUCAGGACUCCCUUGGGGAUCAGCAGCUCCUUUACAGUGGCACAUAUUCAGGUAUUUAUAUUAUGGAUCAUAACAAUAACAAAAGCACAGUUAUGAAGUGGCAAUGAGGAUAAUUUUGUGGUUGGGUGUCACUACAGCACAAGGAACUGCACUGAAAUGUUGUGGCAUUAGGAAGGUUGAGGACCUCUGGUCCAGGCACUGUGUCGAGCUGUGACUUGUGAUGGUUGGUCUCCAUGUGGUAUAAAACGAAGGGUCUUUUAUGAGGUGUAUCAGUUACACUUAUCUGUGGGUUUAAGGAUGAGACUUACAGAUGUAGUAAGGAAUUCCACUCGUUUAGCACAGUGACUGUGGUUGACUCGUUUCUGAAGUCCCCAGUAGCCCUGGCAAGCUGGGUAGAUGUCCAGCACCGGGAAUGGUUUCACUCCUGUCUAGUAGACCUUAACUCAAUUAGACAGCUGUUGGUUUCCACCUGUACAUGAGUGCCACCAUUGCACGUUUGUGAUGAUGCUGGUAUUGUCAUGGGUCUCAGGUACUGUAGCUUGUUAUUUAUGUUAAUUGCUUUUCUCCCUUGGCAGCUUGAAUAGCAUUUUCUGGUAACUUGGAAGUUAGAAUGAAGAAAAGAGGAUUUCAGGUUAAAUCCAGUACCAGGAGCAAGUCUUGUGUCCCAAGGAUUCAGUGUCUUCAGCAAUGGGGGCUCAUCUUCAACCUCUUAGAGGCAUCCAAGGGCAACAGUGGCACCCUAUGCUGCUUUGAGAGUAACAUGGACUAUCCUGACCAACCAUUUGAAAGGACAUUUCUCAGGAUAUUUGGUACUGGCUUUUUUGUUAGUCUGUGGUAGUUGUGAGGAGACCAACUAAUAUAACUUACACACACACACACACACACACACACACACACACACACAUACGCACAAAUAUGCACAUACAUGUAUAUGAAAAGCAUUGUGAGACUAAGUGGUGUAACUUACACACACACACAAUUAUGUGUAUUGUGUAUAGUUUCAGGUAAAUAUAACAGCUCCUAUAUCUGCAGGUCAGAGAACAUUGAGGAAUAGGGGUAGAAAAGUUGUUCAGAGUUAGAAUACCAGGAAGUCCCUCCUUAGAAUGGCUGAACAAAGAAGACAGGAACACUGGCAAUAUCAAUAGAUGUGCUAACAUGGACGGAGAAAAAUCUUACAGGGCUUCAACCCUAGGGGAAGAGCUCCAAGGUAAGUAAAGGCCACUGAGAAAGGAAGAUUAACUUCUCCUUGGGAUGAGCCCUCAUUUGGUUAUCUAGGACAAUGUGGUCACCCCUGAGGCCCACACAAACAGCAGAAGUGGACUCGGCAGGUUAUAUUUAUAUAACAGAGCAUAAUUAUCCAUACAUUUAUAGGUAACAAUAACAAUCAAAGUAAAAGAGGCUAUUGAUUUAAGAUUCGUGGGCUGCCAUGGGAGGAGUUGAAAGAAUGCAAUAUACUAAUAUAUGUUAGUAUAUACGUAUAUAUACAUAUAUUUAUAUAUACUAUAUAGUAUAUAUAAAUAUAUACAGUAUAUUAUAUACUAUGUAUAUAUAUACACUACAUACUAUACAUAAUAUGCAGUAUAUGUACACAUACAUUUCUAUAUACAUUUAUGUGUAUGUCUGUAUAAUAUAUAUAAAUAUAUGUAUAUACACAUGUGUAUAUGUAUCUAUGUACACACGAAUAUGUAUAUGUGCAUACAUUUAUAGAUACACACACACACAGACACACCGACACACACACACACACACACACACACACACAUACACACAUGCUUACAAAAGUUAAGCUGGGGCUGGAGAGAUUACUGAGUAUUUGAAAGCAUUUGCUCUUCUUGUCAAGGUUUUUCAGCAGCUAUGUGACAGCUCAUAAACUUCUGUCAGUCCAGUUCCAUUGAAUCUUACACCUUUUUCUGCCUUCAGGGGACACCAGGCACUCAUGUGGUACACAACUCUAUAUCUUACCCCCCUCAAAUAAUACAUAAUACAUACAUACAUAAAUUCAUACAUACAUACACUUAUAAAAAGAAAUAAAAUCCAAUGGUUUGAAGUCGGGGACCCUUGUGGUUGAAUUAGGGAAAGGCUGGAAGAGGCUGAGGAGGAGGGCGACCCCAAAGGAGGACCAGCAGUCUCAACUAACCUGAACCCCUGAGAUCUCUCAGAUACCGAGCCACCAGCCAGGUAGCAUACAACAGCUGAUAUAAGGCCUUCAACACAUAUAUGGCAGAGGACUCCUGGGGCUGGCCUCAGUGAGAGAAAAUGCACCUAACCCUCUAGAGACUUGAGGCUCUGGGAGUGGGGAGGCCUGGCAGGGUGGGGUGGGGGAGUGGGGACAUCCUCUUGGAGAUGGGGGAGGAGGUAUGGGAUGAGGAACUGUGCGAAGGCCAAUUGGGAGGGGGAUAAAGACUGGGCUGUAAAAAACUAAAAGAAAGAAAGAAAGAAAGAAAGAAAGAAAGAAAGAAAAUAAAAAUAUUUAAAAAAUAAAUUUAUUUUACCUUAUUAUAUUAGAAUUCUUAAAAAAAAAAUCUAAUGCAAACUUUAGGAGCCUAAACCAGAGGAAACAAUUGCCUUAAUAAUCCUCCAGUACUCGCAAUUUCCUUUUUUAUUUUGACAUGGGGUUUUGUCCCCCCCCCCCCAGCCCCCACUUUCUCACAGCUUUAUUAACUCUUCCUCUUGAUUCUUGCUCUUUUAUCAUUUUGAAAAAAAAUGUGUAUUUUCCAGAGUUGAAAAGCAACCUGAUUUGUUUUUACUCCCUAACUACUUUUACUCCCAGGCUCCGGCGAGGGUGGGUUUGAGCAGGAUCCAAAUAUGAAAGCAAAAAUUAAAGUCUGAAAAACGCUGAGAAGCAGGUUUCUCCUGUGGGCAUUUUGUCUUGACCUGAGUGGAAGGUCUGAUGGGGAGGUGGGGAAGGAAGGGUUGGGUCCGUUUGACCUCUGCUGAAGUCAAAGGGAAGUGCGAUCCUGCAGAAACAGAACACUACUACUGGGAGAAGAAACUCUCUCACACAAAUCUCCCAGUUGCUGCUGUGGCUCCUGGCAGGGAAGCUGUUCUCACUUUUUAAAUUAUUUUAUUUGUUUACAUUUCAAAUGUUGUCCUUUUUCCCAGUUUCCCCUCCACAACCCCCCUAUGCCUUCCCUCCUCCCCCUGCCUCUAUGAGGGUGUUCCCUACGCGCCCACACACUCCCUGCCUCAGUGCCUUUACAUUCUGUGCCCUACACUGGGUCAUUGAGCCUUCACAGGACCAAGGGGCUUCCUUCUUAUUGAUGCCAAAUAAGGCAAUUCUCUGCUACAUAUGCGGCUGGAGCCGCGGCUCCCUCCAUGGUUGGUGGUUUCGUUCCUGGGAGCUCUGGAGGGUCUGGUUGGUUGCUCUUCCUAUGGGGUUGCAAACCCCUUCAGCUCCUUCAGUUGUUCCGUUCCUCUAGCUCUUCCAUUUGGAACCCUGCGCGCCCAGUCAGCUCAAUUCGAUGGUUGGCUGCAAGCAUCCUUAUCACGUCUGUAUUGGUCAGGCUCUGGCAGAGGUCUCUCUCAGGGGACAGCUAGGAGGCAGCUGCCAUCACGGUGGGAUCUUAGGGACAAGCGCUGAAGUAGCAAACCUCUGCAUCCAUGUAAAGUGGAGAACACUGAAUGGUGGUUUGGUAUUGCGCUGUAGCGUCUCAGGAAGGUGGCUGGGAUGCCAUCUUUAGAGGAAACUCAGAUUUGAUAGUGUAGAAAUUUACAUUAGGAAUUCAAAACGUCCUUCUCUUUUGCCUUCAUUCUCCCAGAUGGGAGAAGCCAGAAAACUUUUGGGAAAAUACCUGAAUUAGGGGGCUCAUGUAUUUUCAUUCAACCAUUAUGCCUUUCUUUUUAAUUAAUUAAUUUUUUACACUCCAUACUUUAUUUCCCCUGGCCACCCUCCCCCAUACACCCUCUGACUGUUCCACAUCCCAUACCUCCUCUUAACCCCCUGCUUCCACAUGGAUGCCCCUCCCCACCUGACCUUUAAACUCCCUGGGGCCUCCAGUCUCUCGAGGAUUAGGUGCAUCGUCUCUGAAUGAUCACAGACCUGUAAGUCCUCUUCUGUAUGUGUGUUGGGGACCUCAUAUCAGCUGGUGUAUGCUGCCUGGUUGGUGGUCCAGUGUUUGAGUGAUCUCAGGGGUCCAGAUUAAUUGAGACUGCUGGUCCUCCUACAGGAUUACUCUUCUCAGCUCCUUUCAGCCUUCCCUAAUUCAUCAACAGGGGUCAGCUGGAGCGCUCACAAGGGACCUAGCAUAACCACACUCUGGAAGACCCAGCAGCUGAAAGAGUCCAAUGCAGAUGUUUGCACCCAACCAGUAGACAUUAUACUUUUCUUUACAUUUAUCACACCGUGUAGCAUGAACUAGGAUUAUGCCUACCAUUCAUUGAGUGUGAACAGACACCAUCCUAAGUCGAGUCUGUGAGCCGCUAAUGGCAGCAUGCUCUGGGUGGCUCCCUUAGGUGUUGCCCUCUACAGGGCUGGCCAGAAAGCCUUACCCUCUGAGCAUCUCUUCUGACUUCUGGUGGGUUUAUUUGGCUGUUGAUUGGCAUGACACAUCCCUCUCCAUGCUAACACUAGAUGGUGCUUCAAUUCAUCAGAGCACUUAGCAGGAAAUCACGGUAUGAAGGUAGAAGAGUUAGGAAAAGACGCUCUACGAUGGCCAUGCACCGACAGCCAACCGUAGGAUGGAUCGGGAUUUUGGUAAGUUGCCACACUUAACUCAUCUCUGCUAUGCAUUUUGUCGGGCGGUAUGCAUUAUUUAGGUGAAUGCAGAACUCCUCCUUGUACGCAACAUAAUACAUUUUUAAUGGCUAAUGAUUAUAUAGAUAAUCUCAUGCGAGGGAGCAGCCGAUUGUUUCCCUUUCGCUAUCAUUAUAAAUUUACUUCUGAACAAAUUAAAAAUGAAAUCAUCAUCCCUGGCGGAUGGGCAGGAAAACAAAGGCUUAUUAAGAAUUUGCUUUUCCCCUGGCGAGCUAUAUUAUCAAUAAUCAUCUUAGUCCAUAAUGUAUGUGGUUUGGCAUGACAUAUUAAUUUGUUCUGAUUUAAUGGUGGAGAAACCAUUACCAUUUUAUAGUUCUUUUUGCUGUUUUUUUUUUCCUCUGUCUUAGGGACUUGGCGGUAGUCACGUGUCCUCUGUAAAAAAAGUUUGCAUUAUGGUAAUCACAGUGACUGGAACGAAGUACAAGCAAUAAAAAUUAAAAUAGAGGCUGAGUUCUUCCUGUUACAAAGACAGGAACAUUUCUUCUACCCCCUCCUUUAAAAAAAAAGUCUUUAGCUCAGAGAACUUGUAAUUGUAUUUUCUCCUGUCUUUGAAAUGUCUUUUUAAAAUCCUUUUGGACCUUAUGUCAGCUUUAGGACUUAGGAAUGUCUGGAGGCCAUCCCUUUGAAGUAUAAGCCCCUAGGGAGAAAGCACCCUGGACUCUCAGUGUCUCUGGAAUCAUAGGAGUCUAAACUGAGCUAGGAUGCUCAAAGGGGCAGGCUGUUCACAUUCCAGAGCCUUCUGUCAUGAAAAUAUGAGACGUCUGAGUCUGUUCUCAAUAACACCAGUUAGCCCAGUAGGUCUCAACCUGAGUGUCAAGAGAACCCCUCUGGGGCAAACAAGCCUUUCACAGGGGUCGCCUACGAUCAUCAGAAAACAGAGGUUUACCUUAUAAUCCAGAGCAGUGGCAAAGUUAGAGAUCUGAAGAAGCCACAGAAAUAAUCUUAUGGUUGGGGUUCACCGUAACACGAGGAACUGGAUUAAAGGGGCGCAGCAUUAGGAAGGCUGACAACCACCUAGCUAGGUAAUGUAGAUGGACUCCCAGUCUCUAGGUACACAAUUGGAAUGAAAUGUGUGAAAUGGUGCCGGUGAGUUUUCUUACUUGAGAAGUUAUUAUUGCUUAUCUUGAAGCUCUUUGAAAUUAUUAAUAUUUGUCUGACAUAUCAAACAUAAGAUAGUGUUCAGUCUUUGUAUCUGCUAGCAGGUUACCUUGAUGUAUCUAUAACACAGGCAGGUUUCAUGCUUAUUCAAUAAUAUAAGAAAAAUCUUUUACUCUCUUGAUGGAGAGGGUGACUUGGUUGGGAGAUUUCCCUUUUGAUUCUGUUUCCAUAAUAACCGAUGUCCUUGUUGUAAAAAUAGCACCUUGACCAGCGUGUCUUCUCUUUGUGUUGUCUCUCUUCUUUAGUCAGUUGUGCACUUCAGAGAGGUCCUCAGUGGCUAAAGUCACAAAGAAUUAGAUGUAAUAUGAAAAAAGCAACAAAACAAAACAAAAUGAAACAGAACAAAACAACCAAAUUAGCGAGGAAAAAAACCAAAACAACAACAACAACAACAACAACAAAAACCAACCAAAAAGCCAAACCAAUAUCUUCUCCCCAAAUAAUCUAUUUUUAGGCUAAUUUUAAUCUCUGAGAGUAAUCGCUAUUCAUUCUAAAUACCACUUGCUUCCCAUUAUGUUGUAGGAUCUCGCCAAACGUUCAGCGUGGCAUUGCUAAUGCAAAGGUGACUGCGGCCCAGGAAUGAUUUAUGCCUCUGGAGUUUCAGAGGUCUAAAAAUAGGGCUCGAUGUUACUUUAACGCGUGCCAUGCUACACAGGCACAAUAGGGUUAGAGGAGAUGGAGUUUCAUCCUGAACUCUCCGUUUCCUUCCUUUGUCUCCGAAUCUGAGAAGUGACUGAGUAAUUAGAUGUUCCUCAUUUGUCGCUUGUAUCAUUUCCUCUCAGCGCACAGCACCCAGUCCUGCGGGCCCUGACGUGUUGGUGGGGAAACAUGUAGUCUAUGAAUAGCCAUUCCCCUCGACUCUUGUUGCUGUUUUAACUUGAAGAUUUGGAACUGGACGAUACACAGAGACUGUAUCAUAUCGUAUCUAUGCUCCUAGGUUCGGAUGGGGGUCUCUCACUGGACGUGGAAAUAAGCUGGUGACCAGCAAGCCCUAGCGUCUCUGUCCAGUGACUGUUACAGGAGCACAGGACCAUGCUGCCCAUCAGUUUUAUGUGGACACUGGGACUGAACUGGUACCUGUGCUUGUGCAGCGAGGGCUCUUACCCACUGCGCUGUCUCUUCAGCUUGCAAUGAGUAUCUAUUCAGUGAAUGAUCACCAAGAGUUCAGAUGCCUGCCCGGGAACUUCACAAUUAAAUGUGCUAAUACAGUCUCAGGAGAAAACGAUUGCCACACCUGCUUUUCUAAAAGUGAGGAGGAAAAAAAGGAUGAAUAAGAGAUACUUGCAGAAAGCAACACAAGGAAAGCUUCUGAUAAUUAUUUUUAUAGUGACCUUGUGGGGGAAAGCCGUUUCCAGCGCCAACCAUCACAAAGCUCACCAUGUUAGAACUGGGACUUGCGAGGUUGUGGCGCUGCACAGAUGCUGUAAUAAGAACAAGAUAGAAGAACGGUCCCAAACGGUCAAGUGCUCCUGCUUCCCUGGGCAGGUGGCAGGCACUACCCGAGCUGCUCCGUCUUGUGUGGAUGCAUCCAUAGUGGAACAAAAGUGGUGGUGUCAUAUGCAGCCAUGCCUGGAGGGAGAGGAAUGUAAAGUCCUUCCAGAUCGCAAAGGAUGGAGCUGUUCCUCUGGAAACAAAGUAAAAACAACUAGGGCAAACGUGUAAAACUCUUCACGUUGGAAUGGAGAAAUAGAAAGAGAAGGUUUCUGCUGUGCCUGAUGACAAUUUUUGAUUUUCCACAUUCAAAGUUAUUCUGGCUCCACGCUGGAGCAGUAGUUAUGGCGAAUCCUAGUGUUGGUCGGAUUCUGAGGAAGGGGCAGAAGUUUCCUUGAGAAGUAAAGAUUCCAAACAACUCCAGAAAUGAGCGCCUGUCUCCUUUCAUUUCUCACAGAGCAGCAGGUAACCCAUUAACCACUCCUAAAUCAAAUAAUACUGAUGGCUGGGUUCAUGGAGACACAAGAAUAGAAACUGGACUCCUGCCGUGACCUUGAAGAUUUUUAUACUGCUUAGAAGAGACAUUUAAAAUCCAUUUCCAAGGAAUUCUAUGGCUUUUCAUCUACUUCUUAGUGAAACUAAGACUUUACAGAAGUCUACAGUGAACGUUGGGUCCUGAAGACUUCAUCCGCUGUGAACUAACGCUUGGCUCACAACACUUCUGAGGGAAGGGGGCGCAGUUCUCCACGGAGCUGGGAUAGAGUUGGUUUUCUGGGGUGACACCAGAGACUGUCACCUUUAAGGUUCCUUGCUUCAGCUGUGACUGUUCUUGUGUCUGAAGCUGCUUCCCAAGCUGACUGUCCUGUCAUUGAUGUGUUCCUGGCUCUUUUGCUCCUUGUCUAGUAGGACUAUGCACAGCUUUGAUGACGUUCCCUUUGUAAACUCUUCCAGCAUGGCGUAGACAGGGGCAAUUUUAUUGGUAUUCUAACCUUGAAACUCUGAAAGCCUACAUGUUGUAAUGUCUUACUCUUGCCUCUGUGAAAGGAAUAGAAGUAUUUACCCAUCGAUAAUGAUAAUCAUUGGCAAAUCACAAUGAUCUGAGUAUAUCCCUCAUAUAACAAUGUGUAGGCGACCUGACACGUUUCCCCAAGGCUAACACGUGACUGCAGCUCUCUGACGGUUGAACAGAUAGCAGUUAGGAUUGGAUUCCAAUUCCCAUUACACAGUGCUCUGUGCCUCUAGUGCACCCUUCCUUCCAGGGUUGGUUGGUUUUUUUUGUUUUUGUUUUUGUUUUUUUUAAGUGUACUUUCCUUUUACUUUAUUUCACAGAACUCAUCAGUAUACAGUCAAGUUAGCAGAGAGCUUUUGAUUUAAAAUAAUAAAAUAAAAUAAAACCCGCCAGGGAUGCAUGUGCUUCUCUGAUUUCUCAUCACUUACAUUUUUCUUUCUGUCUCAUUUUAAGGUCGUCUCUUGCUCGAUCCCAAUGACUGCUUGAAUGCUUAUGUAUUUGUUCAGUCUGUGGCUAGAAAAAAACAAAACCUGUUGAUUUUCCUUGACCACAAAGGUCUAAAUACUCACUUACGGUUGUUCCAUUCAAACAAUUCUUGGCCAGUAUUUUGUCCAUAUUUUCUCACCCUAAAACUUGUGAUUUUUAGUUCUUCGUGGUUUUUCUUACAAAUAUUUAAAGGCCUUAAACGUUGAUUUACCUUUUUCUAAGUUAUUACAGAAUGUAUAAUUUUGUACGGCGUUUAUUUUGUUUCACUUGUGAUGUGGGGGAAGGGAACAGUGGGUACUGAGUUGCCACCCUAUAAUAAUAAUACCAUGUAAACUUAUAGUUUGAAGGCAUAUAAAAGCAAGGGUUUUCCAUGUCUUAAUUAUUUUAGCUUGAUCAAAAGAUGUUUCACAGAUCAUCCUAUUAGGGGGUCCAUCAUUUUAGUAAAAGAGUGAAGAUGUGUGGGACUUCUUGUAUUUCUAGGACUCACUGACAAAGCCAGUUAACCUUAGGUUGGUUUCUAGGAUGGAGGUUCAUAUAUUCUAGAGGAGAAUUUGUACCUGUUAGUCUGUAACAAUACUCAAAGGGUCGCACAGUAACUAGGACCUUUGGUGGGAAGAACAGCUAAAAGUGCAAAAAUCUGUUAAAAAAUUAAAUUGGAAAACGACACUUUUAAUAUUGAUUGAAAGUCAACUGCCUCAUGAAACUGUGGGACAAAGUGAUUCCUGACUCACUUUUAAUUGCAUAAAACCAACUGGGUGGUUCUACGUGGGUUUUGUUAUGGAUCAGUUCUACACAGAGUCAAAAUGUAAGGAGUAACAGUUAUGUUGGACUUUCUCUGUCAAACAAAUUAUCACUACUUUCUUUGGUUCAAAAUGAAAAACUAUCAUUUUGGAUAUUAUGAGUUUAUCCUAGGUUGGUUUGAAAUUAUGGAUCAUGCUUCUCAUUGCGAAAUCUAUGUCAUUUAAAACAACACUGGAAAUUCUGUAUUAUAUAAAAGUGUAAUACAUGCGUAUCAAUAGAAAAAAAUAAAUGAAAUUUCAAAUAUAUGAACAAGAAUAUUCCCAGUAGAUUAAUGUUGUGACUAUUCUGAAAAAAAUAAAUAAAAUUGGAAUAUAAAAUAGACACUCCUUUCACAAGUACAAUUUGGAAAAUCUGAUUUCUUGUAUCUUAUUUUUAAAGUACCCUAGUUAGUAACCAGUACAACUCUGAAUUUAGAUGGAAACUGACAAAUUUUUAAAUCCUCUUUUAAUAAAAUUCUGUGCUUAACGUUC
Messenger RNA from Mus musculus (house mouse), 18249 nucleotides. RefSeq names its product TAFA chemokine like family member 2 (gene Tafa2). NCBI's taxonomy places the organism in Eukaryota, Metazoa, Chordata, Mammalia, Rodentia, Muridae. Bases 15202 to 15714 code for a protein of 170 amino acids. Gene Ontology annotation, cellular component: nucleus; cytoplasm. Gene Ontology annotation, biological process: signal transduction. The record is from RefSeq and is a predicted model, not a curated record. The transcript has 8 exons.